Messenger RNA from Sipha flava (yellow sugarcane aphid), 2741 nucleotides. RefSeq names its product WAS/WASL-interacting protein family member 1-like. The transcript is spliced from 4 exons. The record is from RefSeq and is a predicted model, not a curated record. Gene Ontology annotation, cellular component: extracellular matrix. Bases 64 to 1617 code for a protein of 517 amino acids. NCBI's taxonomy places the organism in Eukaryota, Metazoa, Arthropoda, Insecta, Hemiptera, Aphididae.
UGUUAAUGUAAGAACAUCAAUGAGCAAAUGGAUUAAUGAACAAUAAACGUUUAGCUACAAGAAAUGAUCGUCGUCUUGCACAUCGUCGUCCUGUGUUGGUUCACGCUACGAUCGUACGCCGCCAACGUCUUACCUGCUUCUUAUGCUUGGAGCACGUUCACAGGGCCUGUGUCCGGCGAAGUCCAAGAAGUCAAGCCAUGGAAACCGUCUUCGGAUUAUGAAAGUGAAAACGGCGAAAGCAGCCCUUACGGUGCUGAUUACGUGGCGAAACCGCAAUACUCGUUCGCGUACGGCGUGGAGAACCCGAACACGGGCGAAAGCCACGGGCACUCGGAGACCCGGGACGGUUCCACGGUGACGGGCGAGUACUCGGUGAUGGAACCGGACGGCGUGCUCAGGCGGGUGCUGUACACGGCGGACCCGAAAAACGGGUUCAGGGCGUCCGUGCGGUACGUGCAGCCGGACGGCGAGGAGUCGUUGGUCCGCGACCACGGUUUCCACGGCGGCGGCGACGACGGUGGUGGUGGCCAGCAGGACGAGCAGCCGCAGUCGGCGGCCGAGCACGAGUCGGACGACGGCGAUCACCCGUACGCCGCGGGGGCGCCAUCGCCGCCGUCGUUAUCGUCCUUGUCGUCGUUGGCCGAGUACGAUACGGACGGCGACGGCCGUCGCCCGUACGCGCCGCCGCUGUCGCUGCCGCAGCCGCCGCUGUCGCUGAACUUCGGCUUCGACAAGUACAACGACAACCUGCACAACGACGACGGCGACUACGACGACGAUUCCGGCGGCCGCGGCGGCGGCGGUCGCGGCGGCGUAUCCACGUCCGAGUUCAAGUUCCCGUCCUCGGCCGGUCCGUUCUCGAAGCCAGUCAACACCGUUGAUUCUACGGACGACGAGUACGGCGACAACGACAAAUACCGUAACUGGGGUGCCACGUUCGGCUCUUCGCAGGCGGCGUUCGACGAUUUCCCGCCGUCGUUUGGUCUGUCGUCCACGUCGUCUCCGUACGGCAUAGGAUCGCCGUCGCCGCCGUCGCCGUUCGGCCUGCCGUCCUCGCUGUCGCCGUCGUUCGGUUUUCCCAAGCCGCCGCCGCGCACAGCCGCGGAUCCGUGCGGACCGCUGCCCAACGACCGUUCCGCGCAGUCGCUGUCCGCCAACGUCCUGGGCUUCCGGAACCGGUUCAACAGGCCGUCGUCGGCGGGCGGCGGAGACAACGACGACGACGACUCCGAGCAGCUGAGGUCGUUGCCGGCCGGUGACGACGACCACGAGGACGUGGACAACGCCGACGACGACAACGAGACGGACACCUCCGCACGCAACACCGACGUCGAGUUGUUACCUCCGGGCAGAUCGCCGCGGCCGCGGCCGGGCGCCAGACCGAAACGACCGCCGCCGUCGGCCCAACCGUCUCAGCCGCCCACGCCGUCCACUCCGACGCCUUCUCCCGCGGCCGCGGCCACGCAACCGUUGCCGCCGCCGUCGUCACCGCAACCGUUCCGGCGGCCGUCACCGUUCCGCCGGCCAUCGGCUUCGUCACAGAUCAUAACCGUCCACCUGUCACCCUCGCAGGCUAUGAUGCCUAUCGAGCCGACCAUCAUCGACAUCAACACCUGACAACCGGACACUCCUCACCCACCCCACCGUACCAGCACCUUGAACCCACCGCAUCGUCACCCGGCCGCCGCCGAAUCGACGUGGGAUCCGCAUGAAAAUCACGUAGCAAUAAAUCAUACCGGGAUCGCCUAUCGUUCAAGCCUCCGUCGUAGUCCGCUGCCACUCGUCCUCUGGUCAACCGUUCCGCUAGCGAAGCAUCCCCCCCCUCCCCCGUUGUACACUAAACCACUUCGCCCGAUAGCUAAACGCGGAACGAUUUACAAGAUAUAUCAAUAUCAUUCCCCUACGGGUAUCGCACAAUCAUAAACGCAAAUAAGGGGUGGACUGCUUAGGUCUUAACCAACUAACGUAAUUCUCAGAACUAUUAUAGCUCCCUCGGAAAAACCCCAACGAUUUCGCUACACGAUUGGUUAUGUUCCGGUAUAAACCUGAGCUUCAGUCGCCCCCCCCCCCCAAUUUCAAACACUAUUUGCACCUACGCUCACGAUACUGGUGUUCGCGGUAAAACGUUAAACAACCACAUCGACGAUGUGCCUAUCGGAUCCUACGUCGGUCGAUUUUCGUGUGACGUCUCGUUGCAUUUUCCCCUGUAUUCCGUAUUACUAUAGUAUACUCGGUUUGCGUGAAAGAGUUUUCAUAAGUACGAUUUAUUCGGUUUCGACAAUGUGUACCGCUUUCCGAAAAAACUCCGAAACGCUCAACUUUUUCACAAUACUUCAACAUUUUCAGCUGUACCGUCGAUGAUAUUCAUGAAUGGCGUUUGAACGAUACACAUUUCUUCCACUAUCAAUACGCUAUCGAUACGAUAACAAUCCGAUAUGCAUAAUAUGUAUCUUGUAAACGACAACGAUUUUUUAGAUUUAAUGUUUACAUUUUUAUUCUGGCGGGUUUACAAAGCGAUGUUUACGAAAAAACGCACUGCAAAAAUAAUCUCAAAUUUUCGAAAGGACGUGUUGCGAAUUUACGUUAUAGAACGUACUAUUCAUUGAUAUACCUCACAGAAAUCAACCGAAUAAUUAAUGAUUAGCUCGAUUUGUACAGAACAAUUCUUUACCGAGGAAAUGAAGUAUGUUUCGAGUAAAUUGAAAAACGAUGUUCAUCGCCUGUUGCACACUUACGACACC